Messenger RNA from Prorocentrum cordatum, 1421 nucleotides. The record is from the annotation of a GenBank genome assembly. NCBI's taxonomy places the organism in Eukaryota, Dinophyceae, Prorocentrales, Prorocentraceae.
CGAAGUUCGAUGAUGGCCGUCCGGGUCUCAGACUACACGAUGCCUCACUACAUACGGUCGAAGCCUACUCAGCUUGGUUGCCCAGGUCGUUGUGGCCCGGGCUCCGCAUAGGCAUUUUGGCGCAAGCCACGAAACGGUUCAAAGGCUCAGUGCUCAGGCGCGUUCAUACAAUCCCGUAGACCUGCAGGACACUCCCCACCUGCACACCAGUCCUCUGCUAACUGCUAUACAGUAUACUACACCGUGCACCCUCCGCGGCGCACUCAUGGCGACCACCUGCCCCGGCGCCGCCCUCGGCAGCCUGCACUGCCGGCGGCCCAGGCCCCCCGCGGGCGCCGACCGCGUGGGGGCACUGGCCCAGGACACGCUGCGGCUCUUGGAGCUCGCGAUCUCCGACCUCCGGGGCGGCGAGGCCCGCGCGGCCGGCCCGGCCCCGCCGCGGCUGGCCGCGGAGCCCACCCGGCCGGCCCCCUCGCGGCGGAGCCCGGCGUCGAAGCCGUCGGGGGCCCGGCGCCAGCCACGCGGGCCGCCCCCGGCCGCGGCCGCCGCCUCCGCGGCCGCCGCGGCGCGCGGCGCUCGCCUCCGCGCCCGCGGGCCGCGCCUUCCGCCCGCCGCCCGGCCUCGCGCCGGCCUCCGCGCCGCCCGGCCUCGCCCCGCCCGGCCUCGCCUGGGCGCCGCCGGGCCUCGGGGCGCCGCCCGGCCUGGAGCUCCGACUCGCCGACGAGAAGAUGCUCCAGCAGUGCGCCAGCGCCGAGCACUCCUGGGAGGUGGCCUCCACGUGCUCCGGGGGCGCCGAGUCCGACUCCUCGUCGGCGCCGACCACGGCCAGCGAGCCCAGGUGGCUGCUGCCCCCGCGGUGGGCGACGGAGGCCGCCUGAGAGGCGGCGUGAGCUUCGGGGCCCCGGUAAUUAUAGACACAUAACGCGCCUGCAGGGCGCCCUGGCGCCCGCCUCGCGCUGGCCGGCGCUGGCCGCCUCCGCCUCCGCGCUGCCUCCCUCCCCCCCCUCAGACUCAGGCCCUCCCUGCUGCCCCGUGGCGGCUUUCCUGGUGCCCCUGCAGCCCUUCUUCGUGCCCCUGCGGUGCCCCACGUGGUGUCCAGGUGGCACCCCAGGGGCGGCCCUGCUCACGUCGUCUCGCCCUCGCCCGCCGUCCGGGCCGACCCGUCUCGUGGGUCUCGCGGGUGGCUCUCUCUGUCUGCCUCGUGCUCCAGGCAGCACGCCGCCGUCUGCAACCGCACAGAGUCCAUAUUCAAGGCGAGGCUGGAACAGUGCCCCGUCUUCAGGCCUACAGCUCGGGUCUGACAGCGCACGCCACUCUGCCUUCGAUGCGAGCCGGGGCUGGAACAGUGCCCGGCCGUUGCUUUUUUCUCGCCGGCCAGCAGCUCGGGUCCAGCAGGCGCGCCAUGCCGCCGUCGAUGCAGA